GUAGGGUUGGGUCUAAGGGGGCCCACCCUAUGGAGGGAGGGGUCAGGGCAGGCUCUCCACACAAAAGUGAGCGAGAUCUCAAGGCCCGAUAAAGACAGAAGAGUAGGAGACAGAUUGCACCACGGACGUUUGUGUACAGCACCCGUUUCCUCAUGCUUAGGGCCAAUCCAUCUGAAAGAGGAAAAGGAAGAUAAUUCUUUAGAAAAGAGAAGAGAGACACAGAAAGUUAAGGCUAAGCCGCAGUACCAUUUUGAAGUGGAAGGGUUUUUUUUUUUGCUCUAGCUCUCUCCGCUUUGGAUAUUUGCCUGCGAAGCCAGAAGAAGUGAGAAUCUUGUGGUGUUUCUCUUCCUGGUACAAACCACGAGUGAAGAAACGCAACCACGAGCAAUGGCAUGACAACAGAAGGCCAGAGCUCAUGGCUGGGUCUGGUGGCGAACAACCGUACUUGGUGCUCCUUUCUUCAUUGACCGGCCGCGUCGGCUACCAUUCACAUGACCAUGUUGUCCGCAUCACACUGGAGGAGCCUCCGCCAAACGUUGCUGGUGCUCUUCACAUCUGCGCUCCUCAUUGGAAUAACCAUGCUGGCCAUCUCCUCUGACAUCAAUCCUGUGGGGUUUUUCUUCCUGGCCGUGGGGGGCCUUUGCUUGGUCGGCUACCUCGUCAGCCUUCUGGUCGAGUAUUACCUGACGCCGGAGAAUCCAACAGAUGAGAAUCGCUCGGCCUCAAGGAGACAAAGCCAGGCAGGAGACAAUGAGGCCUAUGAAGCACCGACCUAUGAGGAGGUGGUGGGAACUAGCCAGGCAUCGGUCCCGACAGUCUGGACCAUCACCUCUGGCACGGCAACCACCCAAGGGGAUCCCCCUCCGUACAGCGUGGUUAUUGAGCCACCCACCCACAGCGAGACUGUAGUCGAGGCAUUCAGGGUCUCAGUGGCCCCAGGCACACGGCGGGCCUCAGAAGCAGAUAUGCACUCAAAGCUACGCCUCAGACUGGUGCUCCCGCCGAGGCUGCAGCGAUUUGUCUCAGAGAACCAGGAACUCAAAGGUCCUGAAGUGCCCCCGGAACGCCUGGAGCCGCUCACACCGCCUCCUGCUUAUGACAACGUAGCUGGUGACGAGGUCUUUGAAGAAGCGACCGAGCCCACAAGGCUAUGAUGAAAUGGCUGGGGAGGGAGACUGACGAUCUUGGUAUUGCGUUGUAGCAGUACGUCUGAUGAACAGGAGUGGACUGGCCUUUAACUUACUGGGAACAUUCCUGAUGGACCACUUGUGGCCAGAAGCAAGCAAAGGCAAGCAGCUCUGCCAGCCCUCCGGGGGCUGAUUGGCUCUGGCGUCUGGCAGCAAUGGUGAUCCACGUCAGCAGGCCCAUAGCCUGGACUUUAAAAGUUGGGGGGAGCAUGUAAAAAAGUUGGGGGGCAGUUAGCGGCUCUCCUCCUCUGGCUGCUGCUGUGUCUCAGGGUGCCUGACUUAGGGCGCCUAUAGUGGGCCCUUAAAAAGGCAUGGGAGGGGCAGCAGCUGCUCCUGGGUGCAAUUAAAAUUGUGGGGGAAGGGAGGGGGUGGCCCCCAGCCUCCCACACCCACAGCAGUGGCAGGGGGAGGGAAGGUCAGGGGCACCCGAGUUGGGGGCACCAGGCAGGAAUUCAGCGGGCAGGACCCCCACAGUCCUGUGAGUUGUCAGCUCACAAGUUGACCUACCUCAACACCAUGGCUAGUUAGCUUGGUUCCACACAGAGGUGGGGCCACUUAGCUUGACUGCCUGGCUCCUCUGCUGUUUUAACUCCACAGCCCAACACUGCUGGUGAAGUGGUACUGGUAAAGCUCACAAAAGCUUGUGCCACACACAAUAAAUGUUUUUGUUUUUAAGAUCU
Heteronotia binoei (common prickly gecko) is the source of this 1867-nucleotide messenger RNA. RefSeq names its product transmembrane protein 139 (gene TMEM139). The coding region runs from base 492 to 1154 and encodes 220 amino acids. Lineage: Eukaryota; Metazoa; Chordata; Lepidosauria; Squamata; Gekkonidae. The transcript is spliced from 3 exons. The record is from RefSeq and is a predicted model, not a curated record.